AUGCAGACGGUGCUGGAGGAUAUUGCUUUUCCAGUUGGAUUUGCUUGAGGUGCAGCUACAACAGCAUAUCAAAUUGAAGAAGGCUGGAAUGCAGAUGGAAAGGGCCCUAACGUCUGGGACAUAUUCACUCAUCAGGGAGGAGAUCGAGUUUUCAAGAACCAGACUGGUGAUGUAGCUUGUGGCAGCUACACUCUGUGGGAGGAAGAUUUGAAAUGUAUCAAACAGCUUGGAUUGACUCAUUAUUGCUUUUCUCUUUCCUGGUCACGUCUGUUACCUGAUGGGACGACAGGUUUCAUCAACCAGAAAGUUCACCCACCACAGAGCAUUACAGAGCCAUUCAGCCACAAGGCAAUACCUGGUUACUCGGGAAGUGCGGAGAGGAUGCGAAGUGCCACCUCUUCUUCAGUGAUAGAAGCUGAUAUUCUUCAUCCGUGA
Vidua chalybeata is the source of this 435-nucleotide messenger RNA. Its product is annotated as cytosolic beta-glucosidase-like. Lineage: Eukaryota; Metazoa; Chordata; Aves; Passeriformes; Viduidae. The record is from RefSeq and is a predicted model, not a curated record. The transcript has 4 exons. Gene Ontology annotation, molecular function: hydrolase activity, hydrolyzing O-glycosyl compounds. Gene Ontology annotation, biological process: carbohydrate metabolic process.